Jaculus jaculus (lesser Egyptian jerboa) is the source of this 1522-nucleotide messenger RNA. RefSeq names its product TNF superfamily member 18 (gene Tnfsf18). NCBI's taxonomy places the organism in Eukaryota, Metazoa, Chordata, Mammalia, Rodentia, Dipodidae. The record is from RefSeq and is a predicted model, not a curated record. Gene Ontology annotation, biological process: T cell proliferation involved in immune response; tumor necrosis factor-mediated signaling pathway. The coding region runs from base 42 to 560 and encodes 172 amino acids. Gene Ontology annotation, molecular function: tumor necrosis factor receptor superfamily binding. The transcript has 3 exons.
UUCACAGCUCUCAUUCUUCCAGAAAGUAAGUGUUGAACUACAUGGAGGAUCUUCCUUUACAUCAGCCAAGUUCUCAAGGAGCACAGAGAUGCUGGAGGCCACAGCUGCUCUACACAGCUCUUGUGUUGCUGGUGCUUUGUUCCUGUGGUGCACUAAUCUUCACUUUCUUCCCAGUCAAGAAGACUGCUAAUGAGCCCUGUAUGGCUAGAUUCGGACCGUUGCCCUUAAAAUGGCAAAUGACAUCUCCUGAACCUCUUUGCAUAAAUACAACAUCUGAUUGGAAGCUGAAGAUUCUUCAGAAUGGCUUAUAUUUAAUUUAUGGCGAAGUGGCUUUUGAUGCAACCUACAAGGGAUGGGCUCCUUUUGCAGCACAGCUAUGUAAAAAUGAAAGAGUCCUACAGACUGUAACAAAUAGCUCUCAAGUCCAGGCUAUAGGAGGGACUUAUGAAUUGCGCACUGGAGAUACAAUAGACUUGAUAUUCAACAGUGAAGAUCAAGUUCUAACAAAUAAUACAUACUGGGGGAUCAUAUUAGUAGCAAAUCUUCAAUUCAUCUCUUAGAUAUUUAAUUUGGUCUCCUCAUCCUAUACAGUGUAUCCAGAGAUGUUGGUGGAUGGUUGCAAAGGGCAAAUUUGUCAAUGACUACAGCUGUCAGCAUAUACAAGUCAACCUGAGCAGCACUUUCUGCAUGUGGGAUGUUAACCCUCACGCUUGUCUGAAAGAGACUCAAAAACUGGACCAAAGGUUUUGGCUAUGUCUGAUGUUAGGUCUAUAAAGAUACUUCAGUAAUCCAUGAUAAACUGGAUAUGGGUAGCAAAGGACAGAGUUUCUAUUUAAUCCUUGAACUUCUGGGUGGGAAAAUGAGGUCCUAUUUCCAUAGGAGUCUUUCUGACCUGGUUUGCAAAACAAGUGUGGGGUAGUAGCCUGGCCUUCUAAUUCUUGUUUGCUUCAGCUGUUUAUCUUUGUUAUUUCCACACUCCUACCUUCUGAGAUCCUCUGAAUAAAAAGUAGCCUGGCUGGGGUUGGCCAUGAUGUGCCAGUAACACCUUGCUUUAAAUGUAGCAUUUUUAGAGGCUUAGAGAGUGGAAACUCUGAUAACUAUUGGGACAAAAGUGCAGGUGGUGUGAAAUGGAAUUUAUGUUAUCUGAGAAAUUUACUUAGUUUUAUCAUCCUCAGGAUGCAGUGUUCUUCAUAAAACCCACAGGUCAAAUGGAGCAUUCUAAAAAUUCACCUAGGCUGUGUGUGAGUGUGUGUGUGUAUGUUUGUGUGUAAACACUACUAAUAGUCAAAUAAGAGUCAGUACUACUAGUCAUGAGAUUUAACCCCAGAAAUCAAUAAUGCUAUGCUAUGCAAUCAUUUCCAUAUUUUAUCUGGAAUUCUUUAAUUUGCAAGUACUUCGGUGUUCAUAUGUUGCACAACAACAUCAUGAACUUGAUUGGUAUUUUGUUUUGAAAAAUUAACAGAGUAUGGAAAUACAUAGAGCACAGGUAGCUUAGCUUAGAACUAGUAAUAAAUUAACACAU